AUGGAACUUCUUUCUACAUGGGAAAAAUUCAUUCCUAACUACAAGUGUGAUGCCUCAAAUAAUCCAGUUGCUGUUAUUGGGGGACCCAAUGUCAACACAUAUCUUCCCAUGACAACCAUCCUGUCUAUCUAUAAGGUUUUACAGCUCACAUAUGGCUCAGCUCCACUGCAAACUACAAAAAUUCAGACCACAUUCUUGUACUCGAUGUUCCCAAAUUGGUCUCUUCAGUAUAUAGGGAUUAUCCAGUUACUACUGUUUUUCAAAUGGACAUGGGUCGGGGCGCUUUAUCUGGAUGAUGACAAUGGAGAGGAAUUUGCACAGCUCGUGCUUCCUACAUUUCUUGAGAAGGGCAUUUGCUUUGAUUUCAUUAAAAAGUUCCCUCAAGUAAGUUUUUCCAGUGAUAUUGGAAGCAUUGUGGUAGAAGGAUUUACAACAUUUGCUUUUGUACUGGAAAGUUCUGCGACUGUUGUGGUCAUAAAUGGUGAGAUUCAGACCAUGAUGGUUAUAAGAACAUUGCUCUAUUUCACAGAAAAUGAACAUAUAUCUGGUAUGAAAAAGGUCUGGAUAAUGUCAGCCCAGAUGGAUAUCACAUCUCUUCCUUUCCAACGAACUUGGGACAUGGACUUUAUCCAUGGUGCUCUGUCUCUUGCUGUUCACUCUAAUGAGGUGUCAGGCUUCCAGAAUUUCCUUCAUAUCAGAAAACACAUCUCAGAAACAGAAGAUGGUUUUAUCAGGGACUUCUGGCAAGAAGCAUUUAAUUGUCUUCUCCCGGGCUCUUUAGGAGACAGCCCAGAUGGAGAAAACUGCACAGGGGAGGAGAAGCUGGAGAAUCUUCCAGGAUCUGUCUUUGAAAUGAGCAUGACUAGUCAUAGCUAUAGCAUCUACAAUGCAGUCUAUGCUGUGGCACAUGCUUUGCAAGCGAUGGAUUCUUCCAAAUUCAGUCGCAGAAUAUUGGCAAAUGUCAACACAGGGAAGCCUCUCCAUCAG
This is a messenger RNA of Python bivittatus (Burmese python), 987 nucleotides long. Lineage: Eukaryota; Metazoa; Chordata; Lepidosauria; Squamata; Pythonidae. The record is from RefSeq and is a predicted model, not a curated record.